Protopterus annectens (West African lungfish) is the source of this 1177-nucleotide messenger RNA. RefSeq names its product NDUFA4 mitochondrial complex associated like 2 (gene COXFA4L2). The record is from RefSeq and is a predicted model, not a curated record. NCBI's taxonomy places the organism in Eukaryota, Metazoa, Chordata, Ceratodontiformes, Protopteridae. Bases 315 to 563 code for a protein of 82 amino acids. The transcript is spliced from 4 exons.
AUGCACUGGACACAACAUAUUUCCAUGCUCAUUUUCGGGAAUACUUUUUACUGCAAACAAACUGUGAAGUGAUAUUACUGAACAACUACGACAGUGAUUGUUUUCUGUCCGAAUAGAAAUCCAUUCUUUUUAUCAUAGACCUUAUCACGCGCUCUUCGCGUAGCGGUCCUACCAGAGACCAAGCAUGCGCAGCCCGUGGCAGAACCACCUCUGAUAAAUAGGCCGAGACCGCUAGAGGCGCUGCUGAAACCGUACCUGUUGCUUUGAAGAUACUGCAAGCUACUGCAAGGGAGAGCAAAGUUUGGAAAGGGACCAUGUUUCGCUUACUGAGUAACCAGGCGCGCAGGCAUCCCGGGCUUAUUCCACUGUUUGGCUUCAUCGGCCUUGGACUAGGCAGUGCCGCACUAUACCUCGUGAGACUUGCAGUGUUUGACCCUUCUGUUAGCUGGGAUAGGAAGAACAAUCCUGAACCAUGGAACAAACUUAGCCCAACACAUCAAUCAAAGUUCCUGGCCGUUUCUACGGACUACAAAAGCCUGAAGAAGGAUCGUCCUGAUUUCUAAGGUUGCCAUAGAAGCACCCACUUCAGGAAGACGUUCAUGUAGCUGCUUUUUACAUGGAGCAUAACCCAUAAUCAAAUCUUAUAUAAUAUAGUAUAAACUGAAGCAUGGCGCACACUUUUCUAGGAUAUACUGAUAUGUUUUACAAUGAAAUGCUAAGUGCAAUAGAUAAUAGUAUAUGCUGUAUAGUGUAUAGACAAUGUGCUCAAUAUUAAAAUGCUGCAUUAAAUUGAAAAAGAAUAUUUUUAUUGUUAAUACUCAAAUGUAAUAAAUUGUGUGUUAUAUUUACUAGUGCUACAUUUUUUCCUAUACAAAGACUGAGAUUUUGGCAGUGUGUGUAGCUAGAAAACCUAAAAGCAUUGCUGGCACUCUUUUUAAUUAGUCCUCUAAUAUUGAGGCUUCAAGCUUGUGUGAAUCAUUCUAUGCUGUUUACCAAUGCAGUUUUAUUGUUUAUCUCACUUUUCUUGAAUGCUAUUCAGAAGUCUUGUUUUUGUGGCUUAUAUCACUAGGUGGUAUACAGCUGACUUUUACCUUUUAUUGCAUAUUUGGGUUUUGCAAAACCUCUCUAUAUGCCCAACAAAAAAUAAAUAAAUAGAAAAUAAAAAUUUGAAAAGAGA